Molecule: messenger RNA, 944 nt
Organism: Papaver somniferum (opium poppy)
Lineage: Eukaryota; Viridiplantae; Streptophyta; Magnoliopsida; Ranunculales; Papaveraceae
Exons: 3
Coding region: 29-544 (171 amino acids)
Source: RefSeq, a predicted model, not a curated record
CUCGUUAGAUCUCAUCUAGAGAAAGAGAAUGAUGAUGGGUGGUUAUAAUCAUCAGCCUGGAGGUGAUGGUGAUUCCUGCAAGUCGAUGGUAGUAAAAGGAUUUUUGGAUUGUGUAAAGCAUGAGCCAAAUGUUAAUAAGGAUAUGGAGAGGAAUUUUACGCAACUCCUGACUGAGGAAUUGAGGCUGCUAGAAAUUGAAGCUCUAGAAAAUGAGCAGCGGUCCGAUAUGGCAUUGCAGGAGGCAAAGAAAAAAGCAUCGCAAUAUCAAAAGGAGGCAGAUAAGUGUAAUUCAGGAAUGGGAACUUGUGAAGAAGCAAGAGAGAAAGCAGAAGCUGAUUUAGCAGCGCAGAAGAGAAUGACUGAGAUGUGGGAGCUACGAGCUCGACAGAGAGGAUGGCAAGAAGGUCAAGCCAGUAGGAAAUUACAUGGGAUCAAGAUGCAUAAACAUCAUGUGAGCACUAGGAAGAGAGGGGCUGGAUUGCUUCUCUAUGCUUGGAGGAAGUCACUUGGGCAAAAUCUAAAGGUUAAAAGACAAGAAUCCUGAAACUGAUUACCAAAUCUUAGUGAGUGCAAUCAAUUGUCGAAGUUCAGAUCUCCCCUGGCAGUGAAAGGUAAUGGUCGAUGAUAUCUUAUCUUUAUUGAGUUUGUUCACUAGUUGGCUAGGAAAUAAGUGUCUAUGUUAUUUCCUGAUUAUCAUUGUUGACAACACUCCAUAUCCACGAUGUUCAGAUGCAUUGUCAAUUUGUCAUCCAUAUUGUCAGCUUGGUUGUCAGAAAAAUAUUUCAGAUUGUUCCAUCGUUUUAAGUCCAGCAGAAAAUGUAUAAGGAUCCUUACUCCAGGCGAAAUUUGUAGAAUAGGUGAACAUUUUGAUUGCCAUCUGCUCAAUGAAUGUUGUGAACACUGAACAAACACAAGGAAAUAAAUUGAAUGAGAACUUUUAUCUA